Messenger RNA from Xiphophorus maculatus (southern platyfish), 1363 nucleotides. RefSeq names its product signal recognition particle 19 (gene srp19). Gene Ontology annotation, biological process: SRP-dependent cotranslational protein targeting to membrane; SRP-dependent cotranslational protein targeting to membrane, signal sequence recognition. Gene Ontology annotation, molecular function: 7S RNA binding. Gene Ontology annotation, cellular component: signal recognition particle, endoplasmic reticulum targeting. Bases 164 to 589 code for a protein of 141 amino acids. The transcript is spliced from 5 exons. The record is from RefSeq and is a predicted model, not a curated record. Lineage: Eukaryota; Metazoa; Chordata; Actinopteri; Cyprinodontiformes; Poeciliidae.
ACUGACCACACUAAGCUUGAAGAAGAAGAAUUAGCUUCCAGUCCGCUGCGUGCUUACCGCAGCUAGCUGCUGAUGGAAUAAUUUAUUAUUCUUUACGUGACUUUAAUGAGUUGAGAGCUUAGGUCAAACCGGUCCUGUUGUCGGUGUAGCUUUAACUCCAACUAUGGCUCAUCUGACUGAAAACCCCGCUGAUAAAGAAAGGUUCAUCUGCGUCUAUCCCAUCUACAUCAACAGCAAGAAGACGCUGGCUGAGGGACGCAGGAUCCCCACAGAGAAGGCGGUGGAGAACCCGUCCUGCGCAGAGAUCCGUGACGUUUUGACAGCUGCAGGGAUGAACGUCUACGUGGAGAACAAGAUGCAUCCCAGGGAGUGGAACCGGGACGUCCAGUUCAGAGGUCGGGUCAGAGUCCAGCUGAAGCAGACGGACGGCAGUCUGUGUCAGGACAAGUUCAGAUCCCGGAAGGACGUGAUGUUCUACGUCGCUGAGAUGAUCCCCAAGCUAAAGACUCGAACCCAGAAGAGCGGAGGAAGUGACAGCAGCGCCCAGCAGGGCGAGGGCGGCAAGAAGAGCAAGAAGAAGAAGAAAUGACCUCAAACUUUCUUCUUCUUGAGGUUGAAUCUGAGUUGGACGUCGGACUGAACUAAAUCCUGAAGCUCCAGCUGCUUGUUUUCAUUUUCCUGGACGUUUAAAAUCUUCUGCAGAAUUUAUCUGUUAAAUAUUCAUAGUUCCAUCUUUAACUAUACGCUGGAUGUUUAUCAUGCAGCAGAUUUCAGUUCUUUAGUAGAAGCAGAAUAAAACGUUUUUGUUAUGAAUCUUUAAACAAACGUUUCAUUUCAUCUCCUGGUUUCAGCCAAACAUCUUUUUAAUUUUUGUUUGUUUGAGCUUCACUGUUUCCUCGUUUGCUACAGAAAGACGACCUGAACCUUUAACUGACCGUCAGCCGAAGUUCAGAUGUUUUUCAUUUCUAUGAAAAUUUCUGUUCAUUUUUACAAACAGGAAAUUUAAAGUUUUCUGUUGUUUAAAUCUCAAAAAUAACAAAAAACUUUAAAUUUCAGUAAAACAGUUUGAAACUGCCGAACAAAAACUGACCUAAAAUAAUAAUUUAAAAAAAUGCAAACAUUAAAGACUUUGACUAGGCCGUUCUGUUGUAAAUUUGCUGGUGGACUAUUAUGGGAUGUUAACGGAGAACAAGAAUCAGUUCAUGUUUGCUGUAGCUUUAUAAUAACGACCACUGAAUUGAACGCUGCUUUAACUCUGACAAACAUACUUGACCUCUGACCUCUCACUGCUAAGCUAGCUGCAAUAUUACGGGAACGCUUCUUGUUGGAAAUAUCAAAAUAAAAGUACUUCCUUUUCCAGUUA